This is a messenger RNA of Symbiodinium sp. CCMP2592, 906 nucleotides long. Lineage: Eukaryota; Dinophyceae; Suessiales; Symbiodiniaceae. The record is from the annotation of a GenBank genome assembly.
AUGACGAGAGAGACAUGGCAGCAAUCGUAUUUGUACCCUGGGCCACUGCUGGUGCGGAACACCUUCAUCGACGACCCUUUAGGUCGCGACUGCUUGACCGAAGGCUUCUUGCAUGAGCGCCAGGCUUUCUCCUGUCCUGUGAGCCGGAUCUCAGAGCCUGGGAGCGGAGUGGAGGUGCCUACCGAGGCCGACAAAGUGGUUCUACCGGAGGCUCCGCCCGAAGAUGCGGAGAGCUCGGACUGCAGCACCUCCUGCACCGAUGGCCUCCUACUCCCUGCAGCGCCGCAACAUGUGCCUCCACCCGAGGCGGACUUCGGGUUCGGCGUGCGGCUUUCAGAACUUCCGAGUGGCCCUAGCGCUGGUAGCGAAAAGGUGCACACUGCCCUGGCUCCCGACUUCCGCUACCAGUACUUGCCUGCAGAAGGAGUCGCUCCCCUGGCGCCGCCGCCCGAUUGGGAGCCAACACUCCCGCCCCAGGUGCUUCGCUUGGAAGAGGCCCUGAAGGACGAAGCUUCGGUCAGCCAAGUCCACCAGGCAGCGGCGCUGGCAGCUGCGGCUGCGAUUGCUGCCAGCCACGAGGAGCAGGUCGCAGCAGCCAAUGCUUUUGCCUCGGCCUGGGCUCCGACCGCCGCGCAGCAGGGUGCAGCCCUCGGCGAGCCGAGUGCCGGGUCCGCCGGGCACUACCAGGGCCAGUGCAGGCCGUGUGCCUUCUCCACCACGAAGGGAUGUUCCAGCGGCAACGAGUGCCAGUUCUGUCACCUCUGCGCACCCGGCGAGAAGAAACGGCGGCAAAAGGCCAAACGUGCCUUCUUCGGUGCCUUGGCAGAAAUGCAGCGGGCGCUGACUGAGAGCGUGCCUUCAGCGAGCCCGCAGAGCGGCCCGCCAGGGCCAAUGCCCCGAAAUUAG